Molecule: messenger RNA, 451 nt
Organism: Naegleria gruberi
Lineage: Eukaryota; Heterolobosea; Eutetramitea; Acrasida; Naegleriidae
Exons: 1
Coding region: 1-405 (134 amino acids)
Molecular function (GO): serine-type endopeptidase inhibitor activity
Source: RefSeq, a predicted model, not a curated record
AUGAAAACAACUCUCGCCAUUUGUUUAUUCCUCGUUGUCAUCAGCAUGAUGGUCAACUUGUCCUACGAAAUAAGAAAUGCAAACUGUCCAAUGGUCAAAUGUGCUCGUUACUGUCGUCACGGUUAUGAAUUAAACGCUAAAGGUUGUCAAACAUGUACAUGUGUCGAAGAAGAAGUUGCAUUGAGUGAUAUUUCUCAACAAUUGGUCACUGGUGUUUGUAAUAAGAGAAUGUGUAGAAUGUACUGUCCAAAUGGUUUCAAAGUUAAUGAACUUGGUUGUCCAGUUUGUGCUUGUAAACCAGCAGUUGCUUGUGCUCAACUUUACUGUUUUAGACAUUGUGAAAAUGGUUAUCUUUUGGAUGAGAGAGGAUGUCGUACAUGUGGAUGUGUUGGUGAACAAAAUUAAAUAUCAUGACACUAAAUUUUACAAUGAAAUAUUUUGUUGUUUAAUA